ACUUUUUAAGUAUAUAUGGUAUCAGAAAACUAUUUUAUUUAUUAGACAAUCUGUAUAUAUAAUAAAGCGUGGUCAGUAUAAUUUAUGAAAAAAUUAAUUUUAUAACAAAAUUUUAAAAUACAUGGAUACUAUGUCUAUACUGUACAUAGAUACUAUAGACACUAAUCUAUCCAAUUAGAGUUAAAGUGCCAUCCUCCACUUAAUCCUUACAGGAACAUGCCCGCUAUAACAACUGUCAAUAGAAUUGGUGAAGUGUGCCUCUUGGCAUAUCAUUUUUUAUAUCAAAUAAUCGAUUCAGCAAAUAAAUAAAUAUAUUUUAUUAUUAUUUAUUUUACCUUCUUAUUGUUUAGAUACGACAUGCAAUAUCCAAAAGGCCGGAAUUGGCUUCUUGCAAAGAAUGUGCCAUGGUCGAAUUCACAGACUCAAUUUCGGCACGAAUUGCUACACAAAUGGCUCUAGACAAUGCCAAAAUAUUUGAGUUACAUAAGUUGGCAGAUAAGAAGAAGAAAAAUCAAUCUACAAGGAAAAACACGAUCUAUAAAGAAAAGUUAAAUAAAAUAAUGAGAGAAGAUCGUAACAAUUCACUCAGUUAUCCUAGCGAAUCUGAUCUUGAAGACAGCAGAAUGAGGCAUAAGAAAAACAUUCAGGGAUAUCCAAUAUAUCACAUCCAUACGGAUUAUCCUAUUCAAGUGAGUCCUUCAACACCGGAUACAUGGUUAUCCCGGAGGCUUUCUUCCUGCUCUAUAUCCAGCUCAGAAAAUACUUUUAUGUUUCGACGUUUGUCUUCCGGUUCCAGUUCCAACUCGGAAUCUAGCAGACGUUAUUCCACGUGUUCAUCCGAUUCCGAAGCAGGUUUCUUUCACCCAGGUUCCUCUAUGGAACAUGAAGAAAGCUGUUAUAUCACAAGUCGUCGUGAAUCGAUUGAUUACGGAUCGUUCUAGAAGAUUAUCA
Messenger RNA from Ooceraea biroi (clonal raider ant), 951 nucleotides. RefSeq lists its product as uncharacterized. NCBI's taxonomy places the organism in Eukaryota, Metazoa, Arthropoda, Insecta, Hymenoptera, Formicidae. The record is from RefSeq and is a predicted model, not a curated record.